This is a messenger RNA of Coregonus clupeaformis (lake whitefish), 1642 nucleotides long. Its product is annotated as myoblast determination protein 1 homolog 1. Lineage: Eukaryota; Metazoa; Chordata; Actinopteri; Salmoniformes; Salmonidae. Gene Ontology annotation, molecular function: RNA polymerase II cis-regulatory region sequence-specific DNA binding; protein dimerization activity; DNA-binding transcription factor activity, RNA polymerase II-specific. Gene Ontology annotation, biological process: regulation of transcription by RNA polymerase II; muscle organ development; positive regulation of myoblast differentiation. The record is from RefSeq and is a predicted model, not a curated record. Bases 221 to 1051 code for a protein of 276 amino acids. The transcript has 3 exons.
AGAGCCGUGGUUAUCAACAAGCCGCCAAGGGCAACGUCAGACUUCAGCUGCUAAAACGCCCUUUACAUUACCCGCUGCGCAUUACCGUGGAACACGCUUGUGCGGAGUGCUUGGAUAAAAAAGUGCGCACUACAAAUAUUAGUAAAUAGAAGACAGCUUCCGUGAUCUCCGUCUAAUCUCUUGUGAUUUUGGCAGAACAGAACAGAACAGAAGAGUUACCAUGGAGUUGCCGGAUAUCCCUUUCCCUAUCAGCUCUCCAGAUGACUUCUACGACGACCCUUGCUUCAACACCAGCGACAUGCAGUUCUUUGAGGACCUGGACCCGAGGCUCGUUCAUCUGGGUCUCCUCAAGCCUGACGAACACCAUCACAAAGAGGACGAGCACAUCCGGGCACCGAGCGGGCACCACCAGGCCGGCAGGUGCCUCCUGUGGGCCUGCAAAGCCUGUAAGAGGAAGACCACCAAUGCUGAUCGCAGGAAAGCGGCUACCAUGCGGGAAAGAAGGCGACUGAGUAAGGUGAACGACGCCUUCGAGACACUGAAGAGAUGUACGUCCACUAACCCCAACCAGAGGCUGCCCAAAGUGGAUAUCCUGCGGAAUGCCAUCAGCUAUAUUGAAUCUCUCCAAGGCCUGCUUCGUGGGGCCGGACAGGAGGACAACUAUUACCCGGUGAUGGAUCACUAUAGCGGGGACUCGGAUGCAUCCAGUCCCCGCUCCAACUGCUCAGACGGAAUGAUGGAUUUUAAUGGCCCACCUUGUCCACCAAGACGGAGAAACAAGUAUGAUAGCACCUACUUCAACGAAAUACCAAAUGAUUCCAGAAACAAGAAAAACUCUGUUAUUUCCAGUUUGGACUGCCUGUCAAGCAUCGUGGAGCGCAUCACCACGGAUACCUCUGCCUGUCCCGCUGUUCAGGACGGUUCCGAGGGUAGCAGCCCCUGUUCUCCCGGGGAUGGUUCCACAGCGAGUGAGACCGGAGCUCGCAUCCCGUCCCCGAUCAACUGCGUCCCCGCCUUGCGUGACCCAAACACCGUCUACCGGGUGUUGUGAAGUCGGGUCGGUGGACUGUAUACAGUAACUGUACAUUGCUCAAAACACAACUUUAUUCCUUAUGAGGAGAGAAAAUGCCAAAGACUUGCCAAAGGUCGUUACAAGGCUACACACCAAAGAAGUUCCCAUGCCGGCUUUGAAAGACAGUGUCCAAUUUCUUAAAGAACCCUUGGUCUACAUUGGAUAAUGUGUGUGUGUGUGUGUGAAUGUGUGUGUGUGAAUGUAUUUAUACUGUAGUAGGCCUAUGCUAUUCUAAGAUAGUACAAGUCUGAAUUCAUAUAAACGGGAUACCAUUCUAUUUGUGAUCAAUAUAAUUUCAUUGAGGGAUUAUGUGUAAUAUGAUCAUUUCCAGUUGGCAAGGCGGAAACGCCUGAGAUAAAUGAAUCCGGAAGAUGAGGACCAUUUUGUAUAUGUGGAAAUAAGAGCUGCUUUGCAAAAAAACAAAAAAAAAAAAAAAAACAACAACACACAGAAAGUGUAUGUAAUCAUAUUUAAUGUUGCUCUUGGAUUGACGUGUCAGACGUUUAACUUUAUAUUUAUAAUAUCAAGAACGGAGUGAAUCACAUUUUAAUAAAUACAUAUUUAUAUAUA